UUCUCUCCUGCCUGCUCGGUGUUGGAUGAGUUCUGUCUGUGCUGCGGUGUGUUGUGGCUGUUAGCUCCUGUUAGCGGCUGUUUUCUCCGCCACAUUUCUGCACCAUUUCAUCACCAGCUCGCCGCUGGAAACAUUAACCGACCUCUCUGCUGGAUAAAUAACCGCCGAGCCGAGCAGGAAUCAUGUCCACCGCCCUGGAGAGCUACAUCAACCGUACUGUGGCCAUCAUCACCUCAGACGGCAGGAUGAUCGUGGGCACACUGAAGGGCUUUGAUCAGACCAUCAACCUGAUCCUGGACGAGAGUCACGAGCGGGUGUUCAGCUCCAGUCAGGGGGUGGAGCAGGUGGUGCUGGGACUCUACAUCGUCAGAGGAGACAACGUGGCGGUGAUCGGGGAGAUCGACGAGGAGACGGACUCCACUCUGGAUUUAGGAAACAUCCGAGCCGAACCGCUCAACUCUGUCGUCCACUGACCUCUGACCUCUGACCCCUCCCUCCCUCUCUGUCUCCAUGGCGACAGAUGACUGCAUGAGUCAGCUGUGUGUUGCAGGAGUCUGUUGUCAGAUGCAGGUUUCCUGAGUUCUCUGGCUCAAAACUGACUGAUGCUAAAUAAAAGUUAUGUGUAAGAAAUGUCUCCAGAAACGUCAGAGAAGCUUUUUCUUCCACUAACAGACUCCUGAGGUGUCUCUGUUUGGAUUUAUUCUUUUUUUUAUAUAUAUAAAUAAAGAUGUGAAUGGA
This is a messenger RNA of Acanthopagrus latus (yellowfin seabream), 738 nucleotides long. RefSeq names its product LSM8 homolog, U6 small nuclear RNA associated (gene lsm8). Gene Ontology annotation, molecular function: RNA binding. The coding region runs from base 183 to 473 and encodes 96 amino acids. The transcript has 4 exons. Gene Ontology annotation, biological process: mRNA splicing, via spliceosome. The record is from RefSeq and is a predicted model, not a curated record. Lineage: Eukaryota; Metazoa; Chordata; Actinopteri; Spariformes; Sparidae. Gene Ontology annotation, cellular component: U4/U6 x U5 tri-snRNP complex; U6 snRNP; precatalytic spliceosome.